Molecule: messenger RNA, 3305 nt
Organism: Rosa rugosa (rugosa rose)
Lineage: Eukaryota; Viridiplantae; Streptophyta; Magnoliopsida; Rosales; Rosaceae
Product: F-box/kelch-repeat protein At3g06240-like
Exons: 2
Coding region: 288-1505 (405 amino acids)
Molecular function (GO): protein binding
Source: RefSeq, a predicted model, not a curated record
AUUCAGAAAACUUGUUAUUGAAAUCUCUACAAGUUUAAAGCUUUUUGUCUCCGUCAGAAAUCCACACAAAAAGGAAAACACCCAUCAAAAUAUGUCUCUAUUGCACUGUAACCAGAUUACCCAGAGUGAAGUUAAUCAGUAACUAUUUUUCGUUUUGGGUCUUAGUCAAAUUUUAGCUCAUAGAAUCUCAAAGCAUCUGACUGGAUUGUUGUUGUGAUUUCUGCAAGUUUAUAGCUUUUGCUCAAUUCUUAAAAAAGUUAAAUACUUUCUUGGUUGCAUUGGAAAACAUGUCAAUGUCGAAGAUGAAAAAUGAGAGCUUUGAUCUACAUGAAGAUGUUAUAGUGAAGAUUCUGUGCCGGUUGCCGGUCAAGUCCUUGAUCCGGUUCACUUGUGUGUCGAAACGGUGGCGUUCUAUUAUCAUUUCUGAUCCUCAAUUUGGCAAGUCUCACCUUCAAGUAGCAUCACAGCAGGGAACCCUCUGUCCAAAAGUCCUCAUCUCCAUCUACCCUACAAUUAAAGCCAUACAAGGUCAAAUACCCUAUCCUUUUAAAGAUGACACGCCUUGGUUACCCUCUCGAUUUCAAUCCUUGGAAGGUUAUUCUUCAGUCAAUAAUCUCACCUUCCCAUCGGAGGAGAAGAGCCAGCGAGUAAUGGCCUCGUGCAAUGGUUUGGUACUUCUAGGUGAAUACUAUAAAAGUUACUUUAAGAACUUGUCUAUCUGGAAUCCAUCAACUGGAUUUUUUCGCAAAAUACCUAGUCCAAGUUUUGGGUUUGAGGUGACAAAAUCAACAGAAAAGAAAAACUACAGAAGCUUUUUAUAUUAUGGUUUUGGUCAAGUGACAGCCACUGACGACUACAAGCCUGUUUUGAUAAAACCCGCCCUUGGUGAUUUUGUGGAUGUUCAUGUCUUCUCACUCAGAGCCAACCUUUGGAAAGUUAUUAAAGCUCCUUCCUCUUCAUGCAUUGGCUGGAUUGACGGACAGGGGAGUCUUUCAAAUGGAGCGAUUCAUUGGGUCAACUAUCCCAUAUAUGGGGUAUCAGACCCAACUAUGGUUGCUUUUGAUUUGGCAGAGGAGGAGUUUAGGCAAGUGCCAUUGCCUGUUUUCAACCAAAAUGAAGAUGGCGUGCAUUUGAGGCAGAUAAAAAUUCAGGUUCUUUUAGGUGGAUGUCUUUGUGUAUGGUCUCAGGAUCUUUAUGGGCAUAGUGAAUUUUGGGUGAUGAGAGAGUAUGGUGUGCCUGAAUCUUGGGUUAAACUCAUUCAAUUUAGUCAAGAUGAUUUACCAAAUGAGUUCACUUCAUGCAGUAGCUGGGAUCCUACUUUUGUUUCAGAAGGUGGUACAAUGUUGAUCAAACUGCUUGACAAGAAGGAGUUGGUCUGGAUUGAAUGCCGUCAAGAAGAGAAUCCGGUAUGCAGUGCCCAAUAUAGAAUUGAAGAGUUUCCUUGGGCGAUAUUUGACGGGACUCUAUAUGAUGAAACUUUAGUUUCACUACCUGAAGGAUUAUGAAGCAUGUGGCCUGAGAACUCGAGUCUUAAAAAACUAAGGAGCAGAACACAAGUGGAGAGGGAUUGCUAUUGUGUACACUUACUGAUGGCUGACUAUAAAGUGGUACGAUUGUUAUCAGUUUGAAGGACUCGAAGCAAAUGAUCAGGAGUGUGUGUCGUGAAGCAAAGAAGCUGCUUGUCAGCGGCGGAUAUAGGCUUGAGAAGGUGCCGUGGUAUGAGCUUUUCUUGACUCGACUCUAUAUGAGGUGACUCUGUUUUCACUACCUGAAUGAUCAUGGUGCAACAAUGUCUACACUGGAGACUCAAUAUGAAAAAGGAAGAAUUGCUGCUAUGUCCUCACAAUCCAAUAAUGGGACAUGAAUUGCUGGGAUUCUAUCAUGACUAGUAUUCUAUUUUGUUUUGAGUAACUUUGGUAUCAAACCCUUCUACUUUGUUUAUGAUUGUUUACCUUCUAUUUCUGAUCCUCAGUUUGGCAAGUCUCACCUUCAAGUAGCAUCACAUCUGGGAACUCUCUGUCGAAAAGUCCUCAUCUCCAUCUACCCUACAAUUAAAACCAUUCCAGGUCAAAUUCCCUAUCCUUUUGAAGAUGACAUGCCUUGGUUACCCUCUCAAUUUCAAUCCUUAGAAGGUUAUUCUUCUGUCAAUAAUUUCACCUUCCCAUCGGAGGAGAAGAGCCAACGAGUAAUGGCCUCGUGCAAUGGCCUGGUACUUCUAGGUGAAUACUAUAAAAGUUCUUUUAAGAACUUGUCUGUCUGGAAUCCCUCAACUGGAUUUUUUUCGCAAAAUACCGAGUCCAAGUUUUGGGUUUGAGGUGACAAAAUCAACAGAAAAGAAAAAGGACCGAAGCUUUUUAUAUUAUGGUUUUGGUCUAGUGUCAGCCACUGACGACUACAAGCUUGUUUUCGUAAAAACUGCCCUCGGUGAUUUUGAUGAUGUUCAUGUGUUCUCACUCAGAGCCAACGUUUGGAAAGUUAUUAUAUCUCCCUUUUCAUUGGCCGGCUGGAAUGACGGACAGGGGACUCUUUCAAAUGGAGCGAUUCAUUGGGUCAACUAUACAAUAGAUGGGAAAAUAGACCCAGCUAUGGUUGCUUUUGAUUUAGCAGAGGAGAAGUUCCGGCAAGUGUCAUUUCCAGUUUUCGACCAAAGUGAAGAUGGCAUGGAUGUGAGAUUUCUAAAAAGUCAGGCUCUUUUAGGAGGAUGCCUUGGUGUAUGGUCUCAGGAUAUUUUAGACCGUAGUGAAAUUUGGGUGAUGAGAGAGUAUGGUGUGCCUGAAUCUUGGGUUAAACUCAGUCAAUUUAGUCGAGAUGAUUUACCAGAUGGUUUCACUUCAUGCAGGUGAGAACCUAGUUUCGUUACAGAAGGUGGUACAGUUAAGAUCAAACGGCUUGACAAGAAGGAGUUGGUCUGGAUUGAAUGCCGUCAAGAAGAGAAUCCUGUCUGCAGUGCCCAAUAUAGAAUUGAGGAGUUUCGGGAGUUUCCUGGGGUGAUAUUUGACGCGAUUGUAUAUGAUGAAACUUUAGUUUCACUACCUGAAUGAUUAUGAAGAAUGUGGCCCGAGGACUCGAGGCCUGAAAAACUAAGGAGCAGAACACAAGUGGAGAGGGAUUGCUAUUAUGUGCACUUACUGAUGUUGGGUUUUUAUGCUUUAACUAUGUAAUUUGGAUUCGCCAUCUUUGUUGUUGAAUUGUUUUUCUGUGUGUUUACUUGAAAUUGAGUUGCCGAAAGUAUAAAGUAUGAAGCAUUAUUAUUACUGUUAGUGAUUGUCUAUGGCUGCUUUUGUAGCCAUAUGAUUCUUCUUGCU